UAAAUGUAAUGAAAAAAACGAAGAUCUCCCCGCGCGGUAUCACGUUCGUUUUUCAAUUCGCCCAGAUCGUAACGGGGGCGAUUAUGUCGCAAAACCUUCUAAUCUAAUUAGGUGAUAAACUUUAUGCAAUCUUAAGUGCAUCGCAAUUAUGAACAGUGACGAGACAAUUAUUGCUUGAUUGAUUACGUAACUUCUUAAUUUAGGCGCCGCAGUGGGUUUUUAAUGUUUUUCGCUAUCGAGAAUUUUAAUUUAAUUUAAUUUUGCCUAACACUGCAGGACCCCAGCGUCCUUUAAAAAUGGCCAUAUUCGACGUUUCAUGAAAUGCCCGGGAUCCCUUUACGAUUGUUUAUUGUUAGAUAAAACUAAUUGUCGCAAUUUAGGCUCCUUGUUUAAACAAUGAUGUUACGUUAGUUUUUAUUAUAGCAUGAAGGCGAAAAAAGCGGCCAUCAUCUACCCUCUCGUAUUCCUUAUACUUAGCUCGUUGGCAGUCUCAUAUUUCACGCUGCGCGAUCUCGAAUGGGAGGAGCAUGUUUCUAUUCAGAGAGGUUUCUGGCUGUUCUCGAGCGGUCUGCUGUUCUUCACCUCGUUGUAUUUGGUGAUAAACAACGCUCUCAUUCACACGCACAGCGGCAGGAAGAUGAUGCGCGCCUGUAAACUGUCCAACAGUUGCGUCUACGAUAUAAGUAACAAGUGCGUGUCAGCUGUUCAGGCUUUGUUUUGUUGCCUCACCGGCCUAACUUCCACGACAUACUCGUGUUCACGCGACAUGCUCCAAACUUCCCACUACAUCUCGGAAGCGUACGCUUGGUUCGGCGCAGCAUACUUCGCUUACGAUAUCUGGUCAAUGUACAAAGUGUGGAGUUCGAAAGUUACCCAACCCGACAUGACCGGCGUCAGUAACAAACUCAUAUUGAAAACUUGCCGCCUGACUGCCUACAUCGCAAACAACUUUAUGAUUGUCGCGCAUCACAUCUUUAUCGGCGCUUUCGGGUUUCUCGUCAUUACGUAUCUGAGAGGCGGCCUCGGGGACUGUUUUUUCGGUUACAUUUACCUGAUGGAGGCGAGCACCCCGUUCGUCUCGUUGCGGGGCAUCAUAUCGAAAAUCGGACUGAAAGAAUCUCGUUGGUAUGUCGCCAACGGACUGGUCAUGCUCGCGACGUUUUUCGUUUUUCGGGUGGCCAUGUUCCCUUACGUCAUCAGUCUGUACGCCAAGUCGAUACAGGCGGAUUUUUUGACGGCUGUGAAAAAAUUACCAAGGAACUGCCUAGUGAGCAUCGGCAUUCUGAUGAUCCCGCAGGUGUAUUGGUUUUUGUUGAUGGUGAAAGGGGCGACUCAGAUACUGAUGAAGAAAAACUCGGCCAGUAGUUCCAAUAACAACAAUUUAAGGAAAAAAUCGCGGUAAUCUCGCGUUUCUAAUUUGCGCAAAAUCAAGAUCUUAUUAGAUAAGCGAGAUUGUAUGGACCGCCUCAGGUAUAAUAAUUAAGUGUAAAAUCGAUGUUACCAAUGAAAAUAUCCAUUAACUGUAAGCUAUAUAAUACGUGGAUUUGCGCUAAAUAUUUUAGUAACUGUGCUUUUUUUAAAAUAAAUUUGUCGACUCAAAAGUCACCUGUCACUCCCAAAAGCUUACAACUGUGAGCCACGAUGACUGUUUCAUUCGAUGUUUCAAUCAAAUAACACCCCAUUAUAUUUUUGGAAACUUUACCCCCACAAUAUAUUAGAGUUAAAAAUAAAUAGCUCGGUGUGCUUUUUUAUAGGCGAUAUUUGUCGGUUUCAGAAUGAGUAGAAAAGACUGAGUGGUUGAAUCUUAGGUACAUAGCCUUAAGGCAAAAAAAUGAGAUUAGUAAAAUAUCUGUCUAUAUUUAUUAACAUUAUCCAAGUAACAAAAGGAUUUCGGGGGAAUAGAACAUUUAUUCUUAUAAAUGUAUUAACUACAAAACUUUUUAAUCUAUACAUUCAAAUAGCAAAGAGUCUCGUUAGGCGUGUAAAUAUUGUAGAUAAAUGCGAUGGAAAAAUCUUGUUGAGCGAAGAAAACCCCGCGAAAUAAUUUUGUAAACGCGAUCUUCAAAAUCUGAAAACGUAAUUUCGAAUCUUGUAUUGUGUGUACAAAAUAAAUAUAUUUAACUGU
This is a messenger RNA of Cylas formicarius (sweet potato weevil), 2125 nucleotides long. Its product is annotated as TLC domain-containing protein 3A. The transcript has 6 exons. Gene Ontology annotation, cellular component: endoplasmic reticulum; membrane. The record is from RefSeq and is a predicted model, not a curated record. Gene Ontology annotation, biological process: lipid homeostasis. Lineage: Eukaryota; Metazoa; Arthropoda; Insecta; Coleoptera; Brentidae. Bases 425 to 1402 code for a protein of 325 amino acids.